UGAUGAAGACCUUAUUAUCUUUUAUUUUAAUCCGCUCUAUUUCUCUGCACACACUCUCUCACAAAAUCCAGCUCCUCUCACAAAUCCUUUUUGCACCUCCAAGAACCAAACAUUUUCCUAAUCCUACUAUUAAAUUUUUGUUUUUUUAGAUUUCUAAAAUGUCUGAAAAAGAUCUUAAAAUAAAAACUGGAGUUUUGAAGCGUUAUGUACAAGAAGCAAAUUCUUAUAAGACUGAAGUACAAAAACAAUCAAGCAAAAUUAAUUCAUUAAAAGAAUCUCAAGAGCCUGAUGAAUAUAUGAUUAAAAAGGCUGGUGAAGUUUUACAAGAAAGUAAACAAAUGUUUAGUUUAGCUUCAAAAAAUGUUCAAAAAGCACGUCUUGAACUUGAAUCGUUGCUAACAUCUUAUGGGGAAGAGAAGAAUGACGAAUUGAAAACUAAUGCUCAACAAAUGAUUCAAAAAGCUUUGGAAUUUGAAAAUAACAAUGCUGCUUAA
Meloidogyne enterolobii is the source of this 494-nucleotide messenger RNA. The record is from the annotation of a GenBank genome assembly. NCBI's taxonomy places the organism in Eukaryota, Metazoa, Nematoda, Chromadorea, Rhabditida, Meloidogynidae.